AUGAAGAGCAAGGGUGAUGUCGUCCAAGACUUUAACAGUCUUGUCAACAUGACAGCCUCGGAGCUUGAAGACUGGCUCAAGUCAUCCGAUUCCGCCGACGCAGGCUGGUCGAAGGGCUCCGAGGAUGGAGAAUCCGUCGGCCAUGAGAGCGGCCGCAAGAUUGUCCAGAUCCUCCGGGACAAUCCACGGAAAGAGCCGAAAAAGUACACUGACGAGCAAAUCGAGCAUAUGCGAAAGGUGGUGUCGUACUGCAAACGCCACUUGGCCCAGGAAAGCGCGGUCAAUGAGAAGAAGCCGGUUGAAGAGGUCAAGAAGACCAAGUCUUAUGCGUCGCUGAAGAAUUGGGGCCAUGACAUUUUGAAGGAACGGAGCAGCAAGGCGGACAAUGUCGAUGGCACCGAGGACGAUGCCGGCGCUGGAGAGAAGCGAAGCCGCAAGGACGAGUCUCUCGGAGCAAAGAAGAAGAAGAAGACUGCGAAUGGGGGCUCUCGUAGAACGCAAGAUGGUGGAGGCGAGGAGGAAGGGAAUAGUGGUGGAUCGGAGGACGAGGGUGACGACGACGGAGAGGACGAGGGUGACGACGACGCAGAGGACGAGGAUGACGACGACGCAGAGGAUAAGGUUGAAGAAGUAGCAACAGAUGAAGCACAGGACAAUGCAGAGGACGAGUCAGAGGACGAGGUUGAAGACGACGCAGAAGACGACGCAGAAGACGACGCAGAAGACGGGCCAAGCAGCGCUUCUAAAAACACCAGGUCCAAGUCCAAGACCCGAAAUGCCAAGGGGUCAGCAAAGGCCCAAAAGGACGGCAACAAGCACAACGGGGAGAAGAAAGCGCCCAGCAGCGGCAAGACAGACGGGGAGCCAAAGCCUGGCGACACCGUCAGCUGGAAAUGGGGCCAAGGUCAUCCUCAAGGCAAGGUGCUGGACGUCAAGCAUGCAAAGGCGUCUACGACAACCAAGAACGGAAACGAGGUGACUCGUCAAGGGUCAGACGAGGAUCCGGCCGUUAUUCUUGAUGCUGGAAAGUCAAAGGCCAUCAAACUAGCCCACGAGCUGGACUAG
Molecule: messenger RNA, 1065 nt
Organism: Ustilaginoidea virens
Lineage: Eukaryota; Fungi; Ascomycota; Sordariomycetes; Hypocreales; Clavicipitaceae
Exons: 3
Coding region: 1-1065 (354 amino acids)
Source: RefSeq, a predicted model, not a curated record